This is a messenger RNA of Scomber scombrus (Atlantic mackerel), 390 nucleotides long. Its product is annotated as brain and acute leukemia cytoplasmic protein. The transcript has 3 exons. Lineage: Eukaryota; Metazoa; Chordata; Actinopteri; Scombriformes; Scombridae. The coding region runs from base 1 to 390 and encodes 129 amino acids. Gene Ontology annotation, cellular component: cytoplasm. The record is from RefSeq and is a predicted model, not a curated record.
AUGAUUUUCUCGAUGGGUUGUGGAGGGAGUCGGGCGGACGCAAUCAUCGAGCCGAGGUACCAUGAGAGCUGGACCAGGGAGACCGAAUCGACCUGGCUUACCAAUACCGACGUAGAGUCCCCCCUGUCUGUAGCAAACAGUAAAGCUCUGGAGGCCAGUCUGAGGGAGAAGAGGAUGGUGAACACAGGCACCCAGUGUGGGAAGCAGGCCCUCACCACCACUGGCUCCAACCACCAGAGGAGACUCAGGCGCUCCUUCAGUGAUCAAACCACUCGUGACUCCAAAAGGAGGGCAUCAAAGGAGGCCAGUGCUUUGUCUAAAGAUGGGCAGUCUGUCAAUAUCAACAGUAGUGGAGACGCCGAAGCUGGGAACGCGUGUGAUGAAAGAUGA